Molecule: messenger RNA, 2640 nt
Organism: Eutrema salsugineum
Lineage: Eukaryota; Viridiplantae; Streptophyta; Magnoliopsida; Brassicales; Brassicaceae
Exons: 12
Coding region: 1-2640 (879 amino acids)
Molecular function (GO): phosphoprotein phosphatase activity
Source: RefSeq, a predicted model, not a curated record
AUGCAGAAUCUCCCUCUACCUCAGAGGAUGUUCUGUAAGGGUGGUGAACCCGACCAGAGGAAGAAAGUAAACAUCUAUUUCGUCUUGAAAUAUCUGGGCACGGUGAAGAAGGCGUUGGAGAAGCACAAGAAAGAAUGGUCACAGCUUUGGAAUUCUCAGUUCCGGUAUCUGCUUGAGCACGGUGGUGACGUAGCUUUUUCGGUCAAGUUCGCUCAUUUUAUGCUAUCGCGCCAGUUAGUGACGGAGAAGAAGCACGAAAUCUGGAUGCAAUUCGGUGGAGCGCCUAUCAGAUUCUCAAUUCAGGAGUUCUCGGCUGCUACGGGCCUAAAUUGUUCCAAACUUCCUGAGAUUCCUCAGAUACUUACGGAUGUGGAGAAUUUUGACAAGCAUGAGAGUACUUAUUGGGACGACUUGAUCGGAAAUGAUUUAGGGGAGAUAGAUGAUGAAUGGAUAGUAGAGAAGCUGAAUUCGAAGGAUUUCAAAGACCCUCGGAAAAAACUGCAGCUUUGUUGCUUGCUCCUUGUCGAUGCUCUUCUGUGUCCCAGGAAUCUAGACAGAAAGAUUUCUGAAGUCCAUGUUGAACUCGUUCGUGAUGUCGAGAAAUUCCUCAAUUAUCCGUGGGGAAGAGAGGCAUUCUCACUGGCCAUGAACAGUAUUAAAACAAGAGGGGCUGAGGGUUUGUGCCAGAAGACCCUUGCUAUACAGGGGUUCCUUCAUGGAAUGCAACUAGCAAUGCUGAAAUGCAUUCCACAUAUCAAAACUCGUGCCACCUAUACGCCCGGAGCAAAGAAGAAGAAGAAAGGUUCCACAUAUGCAACCACCUCGGACGAGGAGGUUGAGGUUGAUGAUAACACCAGUCUGAAGCCAUUAACCAUAAAAAUGUCUAAAAUCCACGACAUGGACAGCAAAGGGAAGUCCUCUGUGACCGCGACAUUGCCUGUAGUGGAAGGGAGUGAGGAUGAUUUUAAGUUUGAUGAUGAAGCAGUUGAUACAAAGGUGAAUAAUCUGCUGGAACGCAUUGUCAAUGGCCCCGCUUUCACAAACCGAUGCUGGUCAGGAGGCAAGCAUUUCAAUGAUGUACCUCCUUCUGUUCGACAGGCUAAACGGAAGAGUGCCACUGCUUCUGGUACGGGAACUACUGAUGAAAUGCAUGUAGUUGCUGAAGAAAUAGCUGGUUCUUACCACAAGCAGGCGAUGGAGGCCUUGCAACAGGUGGAACUUAGGUUUUUGAAACAGAUCGAAGAUCUUUUGAAACAGAUCGAAGAUCUUAAAGCUGAGCUUGCUAAAAGUAAGUCCACUGCCACCGAAAAGGCACAUGUGACGGAUGUUGAUAAGGAUGCACACCCAAACACCGAAAAAGGAGAGAAUGAUAAGGAAAGAGAUCUUUCUUCUAAUGAUAAAGAGGGUGAAGAAGACCAAGCCUCUCCAACAGAUAAGAACACCGAAAAAGGAGAGAAUGAUAAGAAAAGAGAUCUAUCUUCUAAUAAUGAUAAAGAGGGUGAAGAAGACCAAGCCUCUCCAACAGAUAAGACAGCUUUGAUGGAUGAUGAAAACAAUGGACCGGAAUCAAACAAAGGAAAAGGUGAGGUGUACCAUCUUGAUUCGUCCCAGGAUAAUACUGAUGGGGAGAAUGCUGAUUUACGUGAUGGUCCUAAUGCCAUGGAGAUAGAUACACAGAAGGUCAUCCCUUCUACUUCCGAAAUCGCUAACGAGACAAUGGACAUCUCAACAUCUGAUGCUGAGCAGUCAUUUGUGUGUCCCGACAAGUCAAAAACAAACUCGAUCAUUCCUCAGAAGAAAAGAACGGCCAAGGCGGUUGACCUGCCUCAAACAAGCAGUAAGGUACAGAAGACAUCUACCUCGGAGUCCCUGGACGAAGACAAGUUCGAAACAAGGAAGGAAAUACUUGUACGUGACUCGAUCCAAGACAACGUAUCUGUAUCAAGGAAAAAGCUUCUUGUCCUUGAUCUUAAUGGUCUGCUUGCAAACAUAAUUGAUUUCAAAGAAGCUUCUGAUCAAGGAUUAAAAGGAACAACACUUAAGUGUAGGAAGAUAAUGAUUAGGAGACCUUUUUGUAAAGAUUUUCUCCGAUUCUGCUUUGAAAAGUUUGAAGUUGGUAUCUGGUCCUCGAGAAAAAAAGCAAACGUUGAAGAUAUCUGUACGCACUUGCUUGAAGAUUUUAAAGGAAAACUGUUGUUUUGUUGGGACAUGGAUAAGUGUACUAAAACCGAAGCUUCCUGCCUUGAUAACAAGAAUAAGAAAGUGGUUUUCAAGGAUCUAAGCCUGAUCUGGAAGAAGGGUGAUUACAGUAAGAGUAACACGGUUUUGCUAGAUGAUUCUCCUUACAAAGCGCUUCUUAACCCACCACAUACAGCGAUAUUCCCUUCCACAUACAAUCAUGGAAACGAGAAUGAUACAUCGUUAGGUGAUGAUGGUGAUCUGAGGCUGUAUUUGAAGAAGCUAGUAGAAGCUGAGAAUGUCCAAGAAUUUAUCCAAAAGAAUCCAUUUGGACAAGAAGCGAUUAAAGAAGGAAAUAAAGAUUGGCAAUUCUACAAGGAAAUAAAAAUAAUUAUUGGAAAUAAUGUGUUUUGUACUGUGGGAGAGAUAGUGAAGAGAUUAAGUUUGGAACAGUUUAGGUAG